Molecule: messenger RNA, 2784 nt
Organism: Triticum turgidum subsp. durum (durum wheat)
Lineage: Eukaryota; Viridiplantae; Streptophyta; Magnoliopsida; Poales; Poaceae
Source: the annotation of a GenBank genome assembly
AUGGAGGCGUGCUGCUGCUCCUCGUCGUCGGCCCCGCCCGCCUCCAUCCUCGCCACGGGCGCCGGCCUCCGCCGCCGCUUCUCCCCGGCGACGGCCGCGGCGUCGGGCGGGAGGGCGGUGGCGCUUGCGCUUGCACCCCCGCUCCGCGCCUCCUCCGCGGGCCUCGUCGUCAGGGCGGUGUUCGAGCGGUUCACCGAGCGGGCGGUCAAGGCGGUGGUGCUCUCGCAGCGGGAGGCCCGCGGGAUGGGGGACGAGGUGGUGGCGCCGCACCACCUGCUGCUGGGCCUCGUCGCAGAAGACCGGUCCGCCGCGGGGUUCCUCGCGUCGGGCGUCCGAAUCGAGCGCGCCCGCGAGGCGUGCCGUGCCGCCGUCGGGAAGGGCGGGCCUGCUCAGGCCGCGACGGGGCUGGCCACGGACGUGCCCUUCUCUGGGGCCAGCAAGCGCGUGUUCGUCGCGGCCGUCGAGUUUUCCAGGAAUAUGGGGUGCAACUUUAUCUCCCCGGACCACAUUGCGCUCGGCCUCUUCGACCUGGACGAUCCGACAACCAACAGCAUCCUCAAGAGCUUAGGAGUAGUUCCCACUCAGCUAGCAAAGCAGGCUCUUACCCGAGUCAAAGGGGAGCUAGCAAAGGAUGGCAGAGAGCCUCUGGGUUUGUCUUCUUUCAAAUUGCGUGAUAAGUCUACUGCUGGAAAUGGGAGGACUGCCAUUGCCAAAUACUCCAAUAAAAAGAAAGAGAAGAGCGCACUAGCUCAAUUUUGUAUAGAUUUGACUAUGCGAGCCAGUGGAGGGUUUAUCGAUCCUGUUAUUGGUCGCACGAAGGAGAUUGAAAGAGUAGUUCAGAUUAUAUGCCGGCGCACAAAGAACAAUCCAAUUCUUUUGGGUGAAGCAGGUGUUGGCAAAACUGCCAUUGCUGAAGGGUUGGCUCUUAAAAUUGCUAAUGGAGAUGUACCUAUUUUUCUUGUGGGAAAACGUAUAUUGUCACUAGAUGUUGCUUUACUGAUGGCUGGUGCAAAAGAGAGGGGUGAAUUGGAAGCCAGGGUUACAAGUUUAAUACGUGAAGUGCGCAAAGCAGAUGAUGUUAUUUUGUUUAUCGACGAGGUUCAUACUCUUAUUGGGUCUGGAAUUGCUGGAAGAGGAAAUAAGGGAGCUGGUCUUGAUAUCGCUAAUCUGCUGAAACCUGCACUUGCUAGAGGUGAAUUGCAGUGCAUUGCAUCUACAACUCUGGAUGAGCACCGUUUGCAUUUCGAAAAGGAUAAGGCUUUGGCCCGCCGAUUCCAGCCAGUAUAUGUAAAUGAGCCCAGUCAGGAGGAUGCUGUGAAGAUAUUACUUGGUCUGCGUGAAAAAUAUGAGACUUAUCACAAAUGCAAAUACACCUUAGAAGGCAUCAAUGCGGCAGUUUAUUUAUCAGUGAGGUAUAUCCCUGACAGGCAUCUUCCUGACAAGGCUAUUGACCUAAUUGAUGAGGCCGGUAGCAGAGCUCGGAUGGAAUCAUUUAAAAAGAAGAAGGAAGAGCAGUGCUCUAUUAUUUUGAAGUCACCAGAUGAAUAUUGGCAAGAGAUUAGAGCUGUCCAGGCCAUGCAUGAAGUGGCACUGACUAACAGGUUGAAAUAUUCUCUAAAUGAAAAUGACCAAGAGAAUGAGGUUAAUGUUGAAGUACUGGAUGAUAGCAAGACAAGCCCGACAGCAACACCCUCAGCUUCAGCUGAUGAACCAUCUGUGGUUGGGUUAGAGGAAAUUGCAAGAGUCACAUCAUUGUGGUCAGGCAUACCAGUCCAGCAGUUGACUGCAGAUGAAAGAAAGCUUCUAGUAGGACUAGACGAUGAACUCAGAAAGCGUGUCAUAGGUCAAGAUGAUGCUGUUGUGGCUAUAUCAAGAGCUGUGAAGAGAUCACGCACUGGCAUGAGUGAUCCUGACAGACCUAUUGCUACUCUACUUUUCUGUGGUCCAACAGGAGUUGGAAAGACUGAAUUAACUAAAGCUCUAGCAUCAACUUAUUUUGGAUCUGAGUCGGCUAUGGUUAGAUUGGAUAUGAGUGAGUACAUGGAGCGGCAUGCUGUGAGCAAGCUGAUAGGCUCUCCUCCAGGGUACAUGGGAUUUGGUGAAGGUGGUACUUUGACAGAAGCAGUCAGAAGAAAACCAUUCACUGUGGUAUUGUUUGAUGAAAUAGAGAAAGCUCAUCCUGAUAUUUUCAAUAUUCUUCUCCAAGUGUUUGAAGAUGGUCAUUUGACGGACUCACAGGGCCGCAGAGUUUCCUUCAAGAAUACAUUAAUCGUCAUGACAUCAAAUGUUGGUUCUACAUCGAUUUCCAAAGGAACGAUGAGCAUGGGUUUCCAGACGCAGAAUGAUACAGAAGAGAACACAUAUGCUGUAAUGAAAUCCUUGGUAAUGGAAGAGUUGAAGGCAUUUUUUCGACCUGAAUUGCUCAAUAGAAUGGAUGAGGUGGUUGUGUUCCGUCCACUGGAGAAGACUGAGAUGCUGGCUAUUCUUAAUAUAAUUCUGGAAGAGGUGAAGGGUAGGCUGUUGGCGCUCGGUAUCGGCUUAGUAGUAUCUGAUGCCAUGAAGAACAUGGUUUCUCAGCAAGGAUACGACAAGAGCUAUGGUGCGCGGCCACUUAGAAGGGCCGUCACUCAGUUGGUUGAGGAUGUCAUCAGCGAAGCAAUUCUCUCUGGGCAGUACAAACCUGGCGAUACCAUAAUGAUGGACACUGAUGACAAGGGAAAACCUUGCUUGAGCCGGUUGAAUGAUCAGACUGUUCAAGUUUCUGAUCCAACGCCAAUGCAUUGA